UCUUUCUGUUCUGCAUGGGCUCUGGAGGGCAGGACAGAGCCUUACGGCGGCUGCUCUUCAGAUCUGUGCUCUACAUUGGGCUUAGCUGACCAAAGAUAAACAUUUGGCCUGUUCUCUGGGCAUUUCCCUGGAACCUGAGCUCCUGAAGACAUCGCACUGGAGCAGAUGGAUAAUGGAGACUGGGGCUGUAUGAAUAAAAGGUCAGGUUGCAACACCAAUGCUGUAGAGGUGGACACUGUCAGCUGAUGACAUUUCAAAGCUGCUCCCAACACUUGGGCGUGUGAUGGAUUGUGUCCAGCAGACUGUGCAUUUCAGACUUUGUCACUGAGCCUAUUAUUUCCUCUGAUCCUGGUGGCACAGGCCUGUGAUGUCAGCACUUGAUGACUGACCCAGUCACACUGAAUGUAGGUGGACACUUGUACACGACGUCUCUCAGCACCUUGACACGCUACCCGGAUUCCAUGCUUGGAGCCAUGUUUGGGGGGGACUUCCCCACAGCUCGAGACCCUCAGGGCAAUUACUUCAUCGAUCGCGAUGGACCUCUUUUCCGUUAUGUCCUCAACUUCCUAAGAACUUCCGAGUUGACCUUACCCCUGGAUUUCAAGGAGUUUGAUCUGCUUCGGAAAGAAGCGGACUUCUACCAGAUUGAGCCCUUGAUUCAGUGUCUCAAUGACCCUAAGCCUUUGUAUCCUGUGGAUACCUUUGAGGAGGUCGUGGAGCUGUCCAGCACUCGGAAGCUCUCGAAGUACUCCAACCCCGUGGCCGUCAUCAUAACCCAGCUGACCAUCACCACCAAGGUCCACUCCUUACUGGAAGGCAUCUCCAACUACUUCACCAAGUGGAAUAAGCACAUGAUGGACACGCGAGACUGCCAGGUCUCCUUCACGUUCGGACCCUGUGAUUACCACCAAGAAGUCUCCCUCCGGGUGCACCUGAUGGAAUACAUUACCAAGCAGGGCUUCACGAUCCGCAACACCCGCGUGCACCACAUGAGCGAGCGGGCCAACGAGAACACGGUGGAGCACAACUGGACCUUCUGCAGGCUGGCCCGGAAGACGGACGACUGACCCGCGGCCUGGGAGGGGGUUCCUGGAAGCUCGCUCUUCAGCAGAGGGAGACACUGCUUUUGUUUCCCUAAGCCCCAGUACGGGCUGGGUUUUUUUUUUUUUUUUAAAUAUUUGUAUUUAUUUGGAGGCAUCGAGGACCAGAAGGGAGCCGUGGGCACCAGCACCUCAGCGCCCCUCCAGGUUUUAUUCCCUUCCCCAAGUGCAUGUGCCUGUUUGCUCUCCAGAAGUCUUUUAUUUUAUUUUUUUAUAUAAAAAAGAAGUCUGAAAAUCAUUAUGGUAUAGAAUCUACCCUUAACAGACCUUAUUUUAUUAUUAUUAUUACAGUGCUAAAAUGAUUCCUGAUAAAAUGGUCCCUAACCCAGGUAGUAGGCUGAAAACGCAGCAUUUCUGAUGCCUUUGAGAAAAUCAAAGUGUCAUGUAGGGUGACCUAGUUUCAACCCGGUGAACAGUAUAUUGUAAUAGUGAAGGAAAACCUCCAGUCAGUUAAAGGUACUUGUCAAGUACUGCUUUGUACAGUUAUGACAACUGUUUCUUUCUAUGCAUAUAAAUCAAGGAACCAAAUAUCCUGUAGCCAUGGAAAUGUCUGACUAGAAGUAUCUGUAUUGAAUUCUGACUACAAAAUAUCCCUGUGGUAGAAAUCUUGUUUCUUAUACCUGGUACAGUAUAAUUCCCAAGUGAACUGUCUACCAGGAAAAAAAAAUACCCAAUAAAAAUAACAUGAAAAUUA
This is a messenger RNA of Jaculus jaculus (lesser Egyptian jerboa), 1794 nucleotides long. It is a transcript of the gene Kctd6, whose product is annotated as potassium channel tetramerization domain containing 6. The record is from RefSeq and is a predicted model, not a curated record. Bases 381 to 1067 code for a protein of 228 amino acids. Gene Ontology annotation, biological process: ubiquitin-dependent protein catabolic process; protein homooligomerization. Gene Ontology annotation, molecular function: cullin family protein binding. NCBI's taxonomy places the organism in Eukaryota, Metazoa, Chordata, Mammalia, Rodentia, Dipodidae. The transcript is spliced from 4 exons.